Molecule: messenger RNA, 1342 nt
Organism: Panonychus citri (citrus red mite)
Lineage: Eukaryota; Metazoa; Arthropoda; Arachnida; Trombidiformes; Tetranychidae
Product: charged multivesicular body protein 3-like
Exons: 3
Coding region: 533-1126 (197 amino acids)
Biological process (GO): endosome transport via multivesicular body sorting pathway; protein transport; late endosome to vacuole transport
Cellular component (GO): multivesicular body; ESCRT III complex
Source: RefSeq, a predicted model, not a curated record
AACUAUCAGGGUUAAGGGAAGACCAGACAAUGUUAAUUUAAUAUCUAUUUCAUGUUGAUUGUUGAUUGUUCAUUUAUAAUUAACUAUCAACAAAAAAUUGUUACUUUGUUUUCAUUUUCAUGUUGAUUAGUAAAUUUUGUUAUUAUUAUUAAGUAAAUCAAUUGAUGUUUCCUUCAAUUUACAUUGUAUAUUAAUUUGAUUAAGCCUUAAUUUGAUUUUUGUUAAUUUAUUUUUCUCUCUCUCUCUCCUUUAUUGUUUAACAAUUUUUGUAUGUUCACAAUCAAUGGUUAUAAUUGUUAACUGGUAGAGUUAAUUGUUAAUAUACUAACUGUUGAUGUUGUUGUUUAUCAUUAUUGUUGUUGUUGUUCAAGUUCAUUUGAAAUCCUUCAUUUUGAAUGAUUCCGGAAUCAGGGAAACAACUGAAACAAUUCAAUGUCAAAGACAAGGCAAUAUUAUGCAAAUGUUAUAAAGGACUGAAUAUUGUGCAGAUCAUCAUCAUCUACUACGGAUUGAGCAAUUAAUCAAUCCAUCAAUGGGUUUAUUUGGUAAAAGUGGCUCUCACCCUAAAGACAAGGUUCAGGAUUGGAUCAGGAAACUCCGGAAAGAAGUCAUGUCAAUCGAUCGGCAAAUAAGAAAUAUCGAAAGAGAAGAGGCCAAAACUCGACUUGUAAUCAAGGAAACGGCCAAAUUGGGAGAUGAAGAUUCUUGUCGUAUCCUAGCUAAGGAAUUAAUCAAUUCUAAGAAAACAAUUGAUCGUCUAAUUACAUCUAAGGCGAGAAUUAAUUCUGUAAUCAUGGUGAUGAAUACACAAUUAGCUAAUCUCAAGAUCUCUGGUAACUUGGCAAAAAGCUCCGAGGUAAUGAAAUCAAUGCAAGGACUAAUUAGUGUACCUGAAUUGGCGAUCAACAUGAAACAAUUAUCUAAAGAGAUGAUUAAAGCUGGUAUUAUGGAGGAAAUGAUUAGUGAAACAAUUGAUCAAUUAAAUGAAUCCGAUGGUGAAUUAAGUGAAGAGGAGAGCAAAUUGCUGGAGAAAUUGUUGUUUGAUACAACACAAGGAAAGAUGGGAAACAAGAUAGAAUCAGUUGAUUCAAUAAUAACAAUCAAAGUAAAGAAUCAAAGAAAAUAACAAUUAAAUCAGAUUCAACUGAUAAAGAUGAAGAUCAAGACGAAGGAACUUCAAUUGUUGAGAUGGAAAAGAGAUUGGAAGCUUUGAGAAGUUAAAUUGCUAAUCAAACCUGCGAAUCUUAUUGGACACAAAAACUCAUGAAUCUCAGUAAUUAAAAAGACAAUCCAAGUGAUUGAAUUACAAUUAAUAGAUUUUAUUGAUUGAAUCUUUGGCAAU